Molecule: messenger RNA, 1410 nt
Organism: Debaryomyces fabryi
Lineage: Eukaryota; Fungi; Ascomycota; Pichiomycetes; Serinales; Debaryomycetaceae
Exons: 1
Coding region: 1-1410 (469 amino acids)
Cellular component (GO): cytosol
Molecular function (GO): transaminase activity; pyridoxal phosphate binding
Source: RefSeq, a predicted model, not a curated record
AUGACUAUUGAACCAUCUUCUUACUUAUUUUCCUCCAAAAUUGCUUCCCUUCUGCCAAUGGUUGUAGGUGGUAAAGGAAAUUAUCUCACGAUUGAGGACCCUAUUACUCGUGAAAGACGUCAAAUUUUUGAUGCUUUAGGUGGUGCGGCUGUUACUGCUUUAGGACACGGUGACGAGGACAUUAUCAAUGAAAUGGCAGAAGCUGCAAAAGAAUGUACUUAUUCUUUUCCUGCUUCCAUGACUAACUAUCAUGCAGAACAAUUAGCUAAAUUUUACAUCAACACUUCUCCGGAAGGUGUUUUUGCAAGUGCCUUGUUCACCGGUUCAGGUUCUGAAGCAAAUGAAAAUGCAAUGAAAAUUAUAAGACAAUAUUACUUGGAAAAAGGUGAACCAGAAAGGACUGUUUUCAUCAGUCGUAAACAAUCGUAUCAUGGUUAUACCCUCGGUGCAUUAUCCUUAGGUGAAUCAUCAAGGAAAGACCAGUUUAGAGAAAUCACUUUACCAGCUACGCAAACACCAAAGGUAUCACCAUGUUAUCCAUACCGCCAUCAAUCAGCAGAUGAAAGUCUUGAACAGUACACUGAAAGAUUAUUGAAUGAAAUAGAAGAAACUUUCGUUGCUGUUGGUCCUGGUAAAGUAGCUUCAUUCGUAUGUGAAACGCUCACGGGCUCCACAUUUGGGACUUGUCCAGCUACUCCUGGGUACUUGCAAGGCGUAAGACGUAUUUGUGACAAGUAUGGAAUUAUUAUGUGGCUCGACGAGGUUAUGUGUGGUACUGGAAGAUCUUCUUCAACGGGAGGUUUAAACUGUUGGGAAUCAUACGAAGGUUUCAUGGGACCUGAUAUUCAAACCAUUGGUAAAACUUUAGGAUCUGGAUAUGUUACCAUUGCAGGGAUUCUAGUUUCCCCUAAGAUAAAGAAAGCAUAUAUGGAAGGGUCGGGAUAUAUCGCUGGUGCUCAAACUUAUCAUCAACAUUCAUUUAAUUGUCGUGUUGCUCUUGCUGUUCAGAAGAAGAUACAUGCUUUAGGAUUACGUCAAAAUUCUUUUGAGAAAGGACAGCUUUUAGGAAAAUUGUUACGAGAGAAUGGCUUGGAAUCCACUAAAUAUAAAAUAAUUGGUGACGUCAGGGGGUUGGGUGGAUUUUGGUCUUUAGAAAUUGUUAAAAAUAAAGAAUCAAAAGAACCUUUCCCAGCAGAGUUAAAAGUAGGUAUGAAGAUUGCUGCCAAAUGUUUGUCAAACGGUAUGACUGCAAAUGGAAUGGAUGGGACUAUUGAUGGUAAGUCCGGUGACCAUAUUUCUCUUGCUCCUACUUUUAUCACUACAGAAGAAGAAAUCAAGUUCAUAGCGCAAACUCUUUUAAAGAGUGUCCAUGAAGUUGAAGAAGAUUUAAUUGCCUGUGGCGCUUUGUGA